CGCAGUGCAUUUCAAUCGAGAUACGGCUUCCUUCUUUGACGAACCGGGCAUAUUAAUUGGUAUAAUGUCGAGAAGAAAAGAGAAAUAGGAUGUCUUAUGUGGGUUUUUCCCCGCGAGUGGGUUUAUCUCCGAAUCCACCCACGAUCAUGUGGGCUUUAUCCCGAUAGAUGGGUCUUCUUCCGAGGCGCCCCUUAGAAGUUUUACUGACUAGAGGAGCUUAUGACAUACGUCUAAUAGUAAUUAUUUCUAAGAAAAUGCGCAAAUUAGGAUUCAUCAUUAAUCCAGCCCAGGCCUGUUUCAUGUUUGGGGCUGAGUAGUCGAGUUGUCCAGUUGUUGAUUGUAUACCCGUGAUCUGACUCUGCCUCUUUCCGCUUCACACCUCAUAUAUUCUUUUCCACCGAUGUCUUCGGCAAUAAAUAUGAAUAGCAGCAGAGCCAUAUGCAGAUUAACGAGAGGUAAAUCCCACAGGUAAAUGCUUCCAACAAUACUCUCUAACGCCCACAUAGUCUCGGCUUUUUCAUCACUCCCUACUCGGCUACUCUAUCCAUCGCUACAGACGUCUUCUUAUGGCAUCCGAAAGUAUAGCCCCUCUCAACCGAGGUGCUCAAAGAGUAAAGCACUCUCAACAGACAGGGAAAAGACAGGUUUAUUAGAAUAUACCACUGCUAAACUCGACCAAAUCGCCGCCUGGGCACGUAAUGGAUCAUUCUGGCCCUUGAGUUUCGGGUUAGCAUGCUGUAGUAUAGAAAUGAUGCACGCCUCAAUGCCACGAUACGACCAAGACCGACUCGGAAUCAUCUUUCGCGCCUCACCCCGACAAGCAGAUGUUAUGAUCGUCGCGGGGACCGUUACGAAUAAGAUGGCAUCCGCCGUUCGCCAGUGCUAUGAUCAGAUGCCCGAGCCGCGGUGGGUGAUCAGUAUGGGGAGUUGUGCGAAUGGAGGUGGAUAUUAUCACUAUAGUUAUAGUGUCGUGCGUGGAGUUGAUAGGAUUCUUCCUGUCGAUGUGUAUGUCCCUGGGUGCCCGCCGACUGCUGAGGCGUUGUUACAGGGGGUAUUUUUGUUGCAGAGUAAGAUUAGAAGGACGAAGGUGUCUAGAAUGUGGUAUCGUCGGUAGGCCUUUGGUGGCUUGAUGCUUGCGCUUGCCUGAGAUGUUUUUUAUCAUACAGUCAUAUGUAUUAGAAUGGGA
This is a messenger RNA of Hypoxylon trugodes, 1186 nucleotides long. RefSeq lists its product as uncharacterized. NCBI's taxonomy places the organism in Eukaryota, Fungi, Ascomycota, Sordariomycetes, Xylariales, Hypoxylaceae. The transcript is spliced from 2 exons. The record is from RefSeq and is a predicted model, not a curated record. Gene Ontology annotation, biological process: mitochondrial respiratory chain complex I assembly; electron transport coupled proton transport; aerobic respiration. Gene Ontology annotation, molecular function: 4 iron, 4 sulfur cluster binding; quinone binding; NADH dehydrogenase (ubiquinone) activity. Bases 473 to 1114 code for a protein of 213 amino acids.